AUGGAGAAUACCUUGGACAAGGCCUUUGUGGCGUCUAACCCUGGAAGACCGCUCAAUCACGUCUUGAAGAUCCCACAGAAGCGUCCCAGUCGGCAUUUCCUCCAAGCUGACCAUGAGAAGAAUCGUAUUUUGCUGGAGUCACAACUCAAGGAGGGUGCCCCGCCCAGGGUAGCGGGAGCCGUGGGCAGGUUCAAGGACGAAGAGUUGGAGGAUGAGGUGCAGCAUCAGCCCCACAAACGUCUCAACGUCCUAUGCCUGCUUGACUUGGACAUGACAUGCUUCUGGGGAAACGAUGCCAACGAUCUGGUGGGUGCGAUCGCGGAGGAGGGAUGGGGGUUGGGAAGAGGGAUGUGCAAUGCUGUGGAUGCAACGGAGCAAGGAAGAUUUGAAGGAUCUGUACCGGCUGCUCUGGAACGAAGAGGCGAACCGUGCGCUGGAUGAGCUCUCAAAGUUCCACGAUCGCAAAGUUUGCAUUUACACCAUGAGAUCCGCCUUGCUCAUGUAUCAUUCGUGCUUCCGAAGGGCGACGAUAGCCCUUCGAUGGGACCCGUCCUGGCAUUACGAGGAGGUGAUCG
Guillardia theta CCMP2712 is the source of this 575-nucleotide messenger RNA. RefSeq lists its product as hypothetical. The record is from RefSeq and is a predicted model, not a curated record. Bases 1 to 441 code for a protein of 146 amino acids. The transcript is spliced from 5 exons. NCBI's taxonomy places the organism in Eukaryota, Cryptophyceae, Pyrenomonadales, Geminigeraceae.